CAUUAGUUACUACACGGUUCCACACCUUAUUGUAAAAGUUGUAGUUAUUUCAGAGCAUUAUGGAUCAUUUUUACAUUAUUGUGCUAAUUCUUGCUCUCCAUUUCCUCCCUGCCUUUGGUAUCUUCAGAUUUGUAAGAAUGGGGAACUUUACGUCCUCCGGUCCUGGCAGUCUCUCCAGCCCAGCGUGUGCACAGUUUGUUCAGGAUAUGGUGUCACAGAACUGUGUUGUGAUAUUUUCCAAGACCAGCUGUCCAUAUUGUAAAAUGGCUAAAAAUGUGUUCAGUGAAAUUGGUGCCGCCUACAAGGUUAUCGAACUGGACCAGCACGACGAUGGGAAGAAACUUCAAGAAACUUUGGGUCAAAUAACCGGUGCCAGAACAGUGCCUCAAGUCUUUGUUAAUGGGAACUGCAUCGGUGGCGGCUCUGACACCAAACAGCUCCAUCAGCAGGGGAAGUUGUUGCCGCUCCUGCAGCAGUGCUCCUGCUGUGCUGCUUCUGGCUCCCAGGGCUCCGGCAGCGGACAGUUUGAAUCCUCCAAAUGACUAACUGUUCUCGUAGUGCUUUUCAAUCCUGUAUUUAUUAAAUGUUUGCAUAGAUUUACACUAAAAGUUGUAAAUAGUUUGAAGACAAUGCUCUUAGUUUAUCAGUGUAAAGCAGAUGCGUGACAUUUGUAUUUGCUUUCUCACAGGGAUGUACAGCACCAUGUUAUUCCCAUACACAGUUAAUUUGUAGACAAAAGCAGUAAAUGUUGGAAACACUUCCCCCGCCCAUUCAUUUUUUUUUAACCACGGCUGUUUAUUGA
Molecule: messenger RNA, 802 nt
Organism: Nematolebias whitei (Rio pearlfish)
Lineage: Eukaryota; Metazoa; Chordata; Actinopteri; Cyprinodontiformes; Rivulidae
Gene: glrx2
Product: glutaredoxin 2
Exons: 4
Coding region: 60-542 (160 amino acids)
Source: RefSeq, a predicted model, not a curated record